This is a messenger RNA of Linum trigynum, 2710 nucleotides long. The record is from the annotation of a GenBank genome assembly. Lineage: Eukaryota; Viridiplantae; Streptophyta; Magnoliopsida; Malpighiales; Linaceae.
UGUCGAGAUCAGACCACGUCUAUGCAGUCUGAUCCAGACAGACCAUAUUGAAUAAAAAAUGAACAUUUUGUUAAGUCAACCACACUGAAAAUUGAACAAAUAACUGAGGGGAAAAAAUGUUUUUUUUUUUGCAUUAAAACAUAAAAUCCAACAUGCAUGAAUAAUUUUGACUACCUAAAUCUUAGUAAAUAACAAAGAUACAAAAUCAAAGAAUCCCAACUCGCACCAUAACGUCACGAACAUUAACGUAAUGUCAUAUGGAGACACGAUCGUCUCUAUUCUCUAGUGAAAUGUGGUUGUCAGUGAAGGAGGGGACGAGAUUUUCAAAAUUAAGGUUGAGACUUGAGUGUUGAGUCUCGUUGGGGGAGUUGGGAGAGUGGUCGAGUGGGAUUCUAACAUGUAUUGUGAAGUCGGCUAGAUCCACGAUUUGGUCCGAUAAAUCACGGUCUAAACCAGACCAGACCAAGAGAUCAAAACUUCAUAUAAUACAGACAAUGUACCAGACCAUUCUUCACGAUCUACGAUCCGGACCAAACUGUGCGGUCUGGUUUGGUCCAUGGUUUUUCAAACAGUCUGGUCUAUUUUCCUAGCCCUACUUUUGGUGCGUAAUGCUCUUAUUCCUUCUGGGCUGCGUCAGUGGGCUUUCAGCAAGAAGAAUCAGUUGGGCCCGAAGAUACCAAGCUUAUCUUAUGAUUGGGCCCAACGCGGCAGUCUGGCCGCCACACGCUCUCUUCACUCUUCCCAAUCCAAUUACCGGCAAUAGUUCAGCGCCAUCCAUACAGUAGGAGAAAUACCCUCCCAAUUCGGCCACAAAACCUACGAUCUAUAUUCUGACACGUCACCCUAACACGAAAAGUCGGACCAAUCCACGGCACCAAUUCAAUCUCCCUUACGUAACCACACUACACGCCACAAUUCCCACCGCCUCAUUUUACCUUAUUACCCCUCUGCUUUCAUUCUCCCCGCAUCGCUUCGUCGUCUUCUUCCCUUUCAUUCUUCCUUUCUCUCUGAGUCCAAUCCCCCAAAGGCGAAAUCCAUCAAAAAGAACGAACCAGCCCAAAAUGGCGUCCAGCUUACUGAGACGCGGCGUAUCUCUGGCCAGAACGGCGGUGGCGUCACCAUCGACAGCGGCGAGGCUGGUGGCGGCCCGCCCUCACGCCUCCGAGGCGGAGGCACAGAAGGUGGAGCCGAAGGCCCGCCCAACCACCGACGUCAAGACCUUCCAAAUCUACCGAUGGAAUCCGGACAACCCGUCGAAGCCGCAGCUUCAGGACUUCCAAAUCGACCUCAAGGAGUGCGGGCCCAUGGUGCUCGACGCCCUUAUCAAGAUCAAGAACGAGAUGGAUCCGUCCCUGACCUUCCGACGUUCCUGCCGGGAAGGGAUCUGCGGAUCCUGCGCGAUGAACAUCGACGGGUGCAAUGGGUUGGCUUGCUUGACCAAGAUUCCUGAAUCGUCCGCUGGGCCGACGAUGAUCACGCCGCUGCCACACAUGUUCGUGAUUAAGGAUCUCGUGGUGGACAUGACGAAUUUUUACAAUCAGUACAAGAGUAUUGAGCCGUGGCUGAAGAGGAAGAGCCCGCCGGAGAAUCCAGGGAAGGAGAUUCUGCAGAGUAAGAAGGAUAGGGCGAAGCUGGAUGGGAUGUAUGAGUGCAUAUUGUGUGCUUGCUGUAGCACUUCGUGCCCGAGCUAUUGGUGGAACCCAGAGUCGUACUUGGGACCUGCGGCUCUGCUUCAUGCUAACAGAUGGAUCAGCGACAGCCGAGAUGAGUACACCAAGGAGCGGCUGGAUGCCGUGAACGACGAGUUCAAGCUCUACAGGUGCCAUACUAUCUUGAAUUGCGCUCGUGCCUGCCCAAAGGGGUUGAACCCUGGGAAGCAGAUCCAGAAUAUCAAGGGUCUUCAAAUGAGCGGUCCUGCUGCUUGAGUUUGAUUAAUACUAGAUUUGGAGGAGAAGCAUUGAGGAUUUGCAUUGACCAGUUCAUUAUUUCGGAUAUAAACUUGCUUUGUGGUAGUUUUAAAUAAUUUGUACAAACAAUUGUAUUUCGCUCAAUCGAUCCUCUUUGUAUUUAAGUGUUGUCAUUUGGGACUUUUGUCCCUCUUCUCUUCAGAAUAAUACAGGUUUUACUGGGGAUGCCUAUGUUCUGUGAAGUUAGCUUGACCUUGCACCUCCUUGGCAGUAGUACUAGAAAGAUUGGUGCUUUGGCUUGUGACAUUUGAGGAUAGUUAACCCCUAUUGUUCGGCUUGUGGUUCCAAUUGCCCUAUUUCUCAUCCAAAGUUUACAAAAGCUCGAACUUAUUUUAUUUUGAUGUCAAAUUCCCUUAGUCGGAUGUUCGACGUUUAACAUUGUUAAUGUGUCGUGUCUAUUGUAUCUUUUUCCACUGGUUCGAGUUUGGACUUUACUUAUGUCUAUGGCAUAUUUUUCCAAACUCACCAUCCAUUAUGCUUAUUAAUUUAUCAUAGUUGCUUGUCAAUGCAAAUCCUCAAUGCUUCUCCAAAUCUAGUAUUAAUCAAACUCACAAUUCACUUCUUUAGCACUCAUUAACUGAUUUGGAGCUCAAUGUUUCGUCAAUUCUCCCAAUAAUCACUCUUGUUUGCAAUUGUGCCGAUAUUUUCUAUUAGUCGAUCCACAGGUCUUUAACAAUUUUGACAAAAAUCCUUGUAGAGUUGUAGUUGUAGUUGUAGUGUGGCAAUAGACAUUGGUAAAGAAU